Mytilus trossulus (common blue mussel) is the source of this 4995-nucleotide messenger RNA. RefSeq names its product E3 ubiquitin-protein ligase HECTD3-like. The transcript has 19 exons. NCBI's taxonomy places the organism in Eukaryota, Metazoa, Mollusca, Bivalvia, Mytilida, Mytilidae. Gene Ontology annotation, molecular function: ubiquitin-protein transferase activity. The coding region runs from base 106 to 2664 and encodes 852 amino acids. Gene Ontology annotation, biological process: proteasome-mediated ubiquitin-dependent protein catabolic process. The record is from RefSeq and is a predicted model, not a curated record.
UCUCGGACUUCCGGUGAAUUUUUCGAAGAAAUGAUUCAACAACAAUUUGGGCUGUACAACUACAAGUUUAUUUGAUAUUUUGAUACAAUAACAAACAGACAAUUAAUGCAUUCUAAAGACCAUAAACAAAAUGGAGCCCAAGGUUCUAGUGUUGAUAAUUUAUCAGGUUCAAGACGCAGAUUGGCCAGAAUCCGUUGUAUUCUGGAAUGUAUCCAAUGUUUAAAAGAGCGAAAAAAGUUUCCAGCAUGCAUUUGUUUUGUUCCUUCUGAAGUUGAAUAUAAAUGCCAAAGUAAAACAACACUAAGGGUCUAUCCUGAACCCUUAAAAAACAGUAAAAAAAUAAAAGACUUGCAUUGUACAACAGAAUCCCGAGUAGUAGCAAGUGGAGAAGAAUAUUGCAAUUCUCAAGGGAAAUGGCUAAGGAUAAAAAGGUUUAGAGUUACAUCAAAUGAUGAAGAAAAAUUUGAUACUGAAGCUUGGAUACAACAGUUCAGCAGCAAAAGUUCCAAUGAUGAAGCACCUGUUUUAGUACCAGUUGACAAAGCAUUAAAAAGGACAAAUCCAAUCUCCAAUUGGGAAGAAGUUGUAGAACAACACUUUGCCAUUCAGCUACCUAAAAAGAAAUUAGACAUCAUGGCCGCUGAUGAAGAAGCUGUAGAUAAAUUAAGACAAGUACCUGCUAACUGGUCUAUAGAAUGUGAAGAAGCCUUAGUUCGUUUAAUGUCACAACAUAUACCUCCAGAAAAUGAUCAUUUAGGAAGCAUUAAAAACUAUGUAGAGGCUGUCGAUGUCUCUUCCUGCUGUGAUGAAUCUACUGGUUCCUCUCCCCUGACUGAUGGGGAUCCAGACACAUACUGGGAAAGUGAUGGUAGUGCAGGCAGACAUUGGAUAGAACUCAAAAUGAAGAAGGGUGCUGUGAUAUCAGAAUUGAAGGUGACCUUAGAUGGCUCUGAUGACAACUAUCUUCCACGGAAGCUUGUUGUGGAAGGCGGAGAACCUAAUAAUUUUACUGUGUUGAAUACUGUUAAUAUAACCUGGGAAAUUUCUGAUGUGGAGGACAUACCAUUGUUAGAGAAUUCGACAGAACAUUAUCCUUAUAUCAUGAUCAGAAUCAAAGAAUGCAAAUGUGAGUAUACUUCUGGUGGUAUAGAUACUCGUAUUAGAGAGAUAAAGAUCACAGCAUCAGAAGGGAGAUACAUGGGAUUUGAUAUGGACGUAUUCAAGAAGGAUAACUUAGUCAGAUUUCCCAAGUUAGAAUCAUACACUUCAGAACAGUUAUAUAGGAGAUCUAUUUUAAUUCAAAGAUUUAUAUCUAUAUUGGAUAAUGUACUUAAAUAUUUAGUUCCGUCCUGGAAAUACUCAGUUGGUUCAUACAGCUCAUUAGAGUUUAUACGCCAGCUUUUGCCUUUAUCAAAGAAAAGAAUGCAUUUAAUAGAAACAUUUGUCAAAGAAUCGGCUACAGAAAGACCAUCAGAUACACCUAAGCUGUAUAUAAAUAGAAGAGCUGCCAUGGAACAUCGAUGUGAACCAGGCAAUGAUCCAGAUUUUAAAAAUUCGAUUUUCUCACAGAUUUAUGAAGGAUUAAAACCAAGAGAUAGAAAUAGUAAAUGUUUAGACUAUAGAUGGUCAUCACGCUUUGACCAGUGGUGGGAGUGUAAGUUCAUGUCAGAAGGUGUAAUUGAUCAGGGAGGAGGUUUCAGGGAUAGUUUGUCAGAUCUUUCUGAGGAACUCUGUCCAGUAAACAGUGAUGCAGCUUUACCUCUACCAUUCUUCAUCAGAUCUCCUAACCAGGUUGGAGAUGCUUCUAAUAUUCAUAGAGAUGUUUACAUAUUAAAUCAUCAAUGUCGAGAUUUUACCAAAUAUGAAUGGAUAGGACAACUAAUGGGAGCUUGUCUUCGUGGCAAAGAAAAUCUGGUGCUAUCUUUUCCCCCAUUGAUCUGGAAGAUGAUAUGUGGAGAGAGGGUGACCUGGACAAGAGACUAUCAUACUGUUGAUGCUGCUGAGGUAAAGUUAAUAGAUCAGCUAGAAACAAUGGAUAAAGAGACGUUCUCAGGAGCAGGUAGAAUCUGGAGUACAACAAUGACUGAUGGUACACCUGUAGAACUGAAGGUAGACGGAGAGGGAAACCCCCUUCCUUUAGACUAUGAUGACAGACAGGAAUAUUGUAAUAAAGUCAGACAAAUCAGAAUGUCAGAGUUUGAGCAACAGAUUUCUGCUAUCAGAAAAGGUUUGCUGAAGACAGUACCCCAAGCUGUAUUUGACUUACUUACGUGGCAAGAGCUGGAACACAGGAUUAGUGGCAACCCAGAUAUUACAAUAGAGGCUCUUAAACGUUCUGUACAUUAUGAUGACAUCGAGGAAGAUUGUUCUACUGUUAAAUACAUGUGGCAAGCAUUAGAAAAGUUCUCUACAGAAGACAGGAGUAGAUUUCUCAGAUUUGUUACUGGUCGUAAACGAUUACCUGCUCCAAUUUAUGUCUCUUCUGGUAAAACAGAUGCUAUAGAUUGUUUACCAGAGUCCUCAACUUGUGCUAAUAUGCUUUACAUUCCUACAUAUACAAGUUCAAAGGUCGCUGAAGAGAAGUUAAGAUACGCUGUAUAUAAUUGUACAGACAUGGACGCCGACACGUUAUACUUGAGUGAUACAGAUCUUGAUAUAUUUUAAUGCUAAGAUUGCUGAGCAGAAACUACGCUACGCUGUUUACAAUUGUACUGACAUAGAUUUAGACUUACAAGACUGGGGCGAUUCAUCAGAUACUGAAUAAACAAUAGCAUAUACCUGAGAUACACAUAGCUCAGUAGACAAAUAUAGGUCAAAUAGUCCAAAAUUUAUUGCUGAAUGUGACUUUUUAUUAUAUUAAGAAAUUUAAACAUUUAGGGUAUCAAAGUGUUGUCAGAUGGUCAAACUUCUAAUGUUUGACAGCAAUAUUAAUUUUGUUCAUUUGAUGAAAGUACAACAGGUCAUAAGAUACUGGUUCCUGAAUAGAGCCAAAGGUACCAGAUGUUAGCUGUAGGUGUCAGACCACCAAUUAAAAGUCCCUAUCUGUUCAACCAAAUUUUGUAAUUUUCACAUAUUUCUAAAUAUUUGACCUUAAGCUUAACUUCAUAGAAACCAGGUAUAUCCUGUAUUGUACAUGUAUCACCUUUCUCAUAUCAAUUUUCAAACCAUGUUUAAAAUCUGUUACAUUGUAAGAAAGAAUUGUCUUUGGGAAAAGAACUACCCCCAAAAUAACCUGUGGAAACUUUUCUAUAAAUGUUAAAUGAGUAUACUAUGUAGCUUGUUAAUCUAGCAAACUCAUAGACAGGUGAAUUUUGGCACAAAAUGGCCUGACUAUAUUUCUCUUUCACUAAAAGUUUCAUUUCUGCAAGUGUUUUGGUUCGUUUAAGUAAACAAUGACACCAGAAGCACUAUUUCAGAGGAGGGCUUCUUUUACAUAUGUUCUAAAUUGGAGGGAGUAAUUGGUGGUCUGACACCUAAAUAAUAUAUUAUAUAUGUUACUUUUAUAAACGCAUUCUGGUAUUUUAGCAGUAUUUUAGUUUAUUAUCACAAUUACGGUAUUUCCUUAAUUUUAGUUCUAAAUCAUUUGUUCAAAAUAUACAUAUAUACCAUUUUUUUUGUAACCUGUUCAGUAUUAAAGAGACUGCAUAUUUUUCUGAAAGUGAAAUAUUGCAUGUAAAAAAAAAUAUAUUUUAUAACACAGUCAAUAUUCUUUUUAAGGGCAUACAAUACAGUUUUGAUUCUGUAUUUACAAGUUCAUGAAAAUUUGCAUAUAGGCUCUUUUUUACUUGAUUUAAUCAAAUAUGUAAUAAAAAAUAUACCUUCAUGUUCUACUUUUUGAGUAAAAUGAGGUCGAAAUUUUGUAUAUUUGCUGAAAAUUCAGAUUUGUGGCCGUAUUUCUGUUUUGAAAGAAAGACAUAACUUUUUUGUUAUAAAAGGUUAACACAAAUUGUUUUUUGUUAAAUAAUCGUUAAUUUCUGUAUUUUAUAAGUAUCCUAAAAAUAUAUUUCCUUUUUUAUUCAGAAAUAACUCAUAUUUAUCAAAUGUUCAUGAACUGAGGAAAAAACGUAAUUUUUUGCUGCUAUUUAUCAAAAUUGAAAAAAUCCUCUAUUUACAGUUUUAUAAAAUUUGGGUCUCAUAAUCUCCCUGCAAAAUGAAACACAUUGCCGUUUUGAAAAAUAGGGGUCCAUGAACUCGUUUUCAAAUUAAAUCAGUUUGAAUGAUAAAAAUCAGUCGAAAGAAGCAUCUUUUCCUGAUGUGGGACAGUUUGAUGUCGCGAAAAUAACAUUUUACGUUAGCAAGGUCAUUACCUCCCCUGUAACUGUAUCGUAUGCCCUUAAUGAAUAUGGAAGGAUUGUUAAAAGUGAAUUGUGAAUGUUUAAAUGCAGCAACAAAAAUGGAAAGCACAUUAAAUUGAUUUGUCAAUUAUGGUUCAUUAUAUUGAUAUGGUGUUGUUCAAUUUUAAUGUUAGUGAAAAAUGAAUCUGGUUAAUUAUAUGACAGGAUGAGAGAGGCUUUGUAAAGAUAUUUGCUUUUAUACUAAUCAUUAAUAUUUGAUAUUUUUCUUAGAUAUUCACAAGCAAUGAGCAUUGUUUUUUUUUGUUUUUUAUUAUUUGUUAUUUCUGCCAUACCUUUCAAUCUUUCAAUAGUUUUUUAGCCAAAAGUGAAGGUUCAAAUUGGUAAGAAUAGGAAAUGUUUCAACAAAUGUUCAGAUUAGAAAUCAUGUUUUAAGUAUACACCAGCCUAUUGUUUCCCUAUCUAAUUGUAUUCAUUGCUAAUGUAAUCUGAUAUUAUGUAUGAAGCUGUAUAACAAUUUAUUAUUAGAUAUUCUACACCAGCCUAUUGUUUCUCAAUCUAAUUGUAUUCAUUGCUAAUGUAAUCUGAUAUUAUGUAUGAUGCUGUAUAACAAUUUAUUAUUAGAUAUUCUGUGAUUUGUUUAUGUUUUGAUAAACCAAUGUGAUUGUUGGUUUUAUAUUCAAUUAAUAAUAUUGAUGUUAAG